Salvelinus fontinalis (brook trout) is the source of this 5392-nucleotide messenger RNA. RefSeq names its product protein lin-28 homolog A-like. The transcript is spliced from 4 exons. NCBI's taxonomy places the organism in Eukaryota, Metazoa, Chordata, Actinopteri, Salmoniformes, Salmonidae. Gene Ontology annotation, molecular function: zinc ion binding; nucleic acid binding. The record is from RefSeq and is a predicted model, not a curated record. Bases 717 to 1475 code for a protein of 252 amino acids.
AGGUGUGUCCAAACUUUUGACUGGUACUGUAUAUAUCAUGACUUGAGGAUAUGCCUAUGUAUUAAACAUAACCACAUUUCCACACAUAUAUGAGGGUACUUAUUCAGUUUAUUCUUGGCACAAAAUGACAACUCAAGCAUUUGCAUGCCAAAUACUUAUGUUUUGAAACUUCUAAUGAAUAAAUUAACGUGGCAUAGGCCAACACAAAUAUGUUGAUGUUCGGUUUGUGGAACGACGAUUGGUUAUCUCUGUGCUCCGAACGAACUCUUUUGCCUGGAUUCGAGGAGAAAAAAAUGGCACUGCUAUCCGGUAUCCUUGGGACGUCCAUAACCUAAACCCUACCCUAAUCCUAACCUCUACCUUUACUUUAACCCUAAUCUUAACCAUAACCCUUACUAAACCCUUUCCUUAACCACUACUGUAACCAUUUUACAUUUCAACUUCAAAUGGUUAGGGACAUCCUAAGGAUCCCGGAUUGCACGGACCGAACAAAAUAGUCGCCAGAAAGCAUGUAAAUUGACAGAGUCACGUGAACAGAGCAAGAGAAAUCCAUAGAAGAAUAUGCUGAAAAUCUAUGGGGGAACGCACGUUGGAUCAUGCACGCAAAAGUAUGGUCGCUCGAAUCAGAAUAUUCGACUGACGCAGAGGAAUAAACAAUAUCAAGACCAGCAGGGUUUAUAUCACCGAAGUUUGGAGCGGAAACUUGGCAGGGAAACAUGGCCGAAGGAGGGGUGGGCAAAGGUGGUGAUAGAGGAGAGGAGCCAGGAUCCUUGCAGGGUGGGCAGCAACAGUCCAUGCCCGGUGCAGGCCACUGCAAGUGGUUCAAUGUGCGGAUGGGCUUCGGGUUUAUAUCCAUGACUAGUCGUGGGGGAACUCCCGUAGAUCCUCCUAUGGAUGUAUUUGUUCACCAAAGCAAACUGCACAUGGAGGGCUUUCGCAGCCUGCGGGAGGGAGAGCCACUAGAGUUUACUUUCCAGAGGUCCCUCAGGGGCCUGGAGUCUGUACAAGUCACGGGCCCCGAGGGAGGCCCCUGCUCGGGCAGUGAGAGGAGACAGAAAAUCAAGCCCCCAGCCCCGCAGCAGAGAUGGAAGCCAAAAGGAGACCGAUGCUAUAACUGUGGAGGACUAGACCACCAUGCCAAAGAGUGUGGCCUGCCGCCCCAGCCAAAGAAGUGCCACUACUGCCAGAGCUCGACGCACAUGGUGGCCCACUGUCCUCACCGCCCCCCCGGCCCCUUGUCUCCUGGCCCUGCCACAGCCACUCAGGGAAGACGCACUACUGUGGACCAGUACCCCGGUACCUUUACCACCACCUCCUACAGCCCCAGUCCCAGGCAGGGAAACAGGCACUCCCAGCCCCCUCAGGACAGUUCCUCCCCCCUCAGCAAGUCCUCUAGCAAGUCCUCCAGCUCUCCGGAAGACCCGGCACAGAUCCAGAGGAGAUCUGGAGUGCACCACAGGUGGAAACAAUCCUGAUCCACAUCCACCAUGGACGGAUGCCACCUGUUAGUAUUACCUCUGGUCCAAUAAAACCACCUUCCUUCAGUCUGAUCAGUCUCCUCCUCACACAGACACAUCCUGAGCUACCUCCUGAGCAACCUCAAGCAGAUCCACAUUUCUAACCAAAUGGACAGUAAAGUAUCUAUUUUACUUCCCCAAUCCCUCCCAGACUCUCCCUCUACUAAACUGUGUACAUCUUAGCUACUUCCUGCGCCAACUCAAUCCAUCUCCACAUAGAUAGACCUAUACUCUUAGUUACCUCCUCGGCCAACUCAAACCAUCUCCACAUAGAUAGACCUAUACUCUUAGCUACCUCCUGGGCCAACUCAAUCCAUCUCCACAUAGAUAGACCUAUACUCUUAGUUACCUCCUGGGCCAGAUUCAGCCUCAUCUACCUCAGACUGGUAGCACAGGGAUGGUCAGUCACCCUUGUGUUUCCAUUGCUCAGUCAGGUUCAUUGACAUCCGCUCUACUAUCAAUUGCAAUAAGAAGACAACUGGGAAUGGGACUGACACACAAACAGCCAAAGCAAUCUUGUUCUUUCUUUUUUCAUAAUUUACCUGAUCUGAACUCUAUUGUCCCAAAGCUCAGUCUGUUCAAAUUCACCUGGAUUCACCAUUCACCUGGAUUCACCAUUCACCUGGAUUCACCAUUCACCUGGAUUUACCAUUCACCUGGAUUUACCAUUCACCUGGAUUCCCCAUUCACCUGGAUUCACCAUUCACCUGGAUUCACCAUUCACCUGGAUUCACCCUUCACCUGGAUUCACCAUUCACCUGGAUUCACCAUUCACCUGGAUUCACCAUUCACCUGGAUUCACCAUUCACCUGGAUUCACCAUUCACCUGGAUUCACCAUUCACCUGGAUUUACCAUUCACCUGGAUUCACCAUUCACCUGGAUUUACCAUUCACCUGGAUUCACCAUUCACCUGGAUUCACCAUUCACCAGGAUUCACCAUUCACCUGGAUUCACCAUUCACCUGGAUUUACCAUUCACAUGGAUUCACCAUUCACCUGGAUUCACCAUUCACCUGGAUUCACAUGGAUUCACCAUUCACCUGGAUUCACCAUUCACCUGGAUUUACAUGGAUUCACCCUUCACCUGGAUUCACAUGGAUUCACCCUUCACCUGGAUUCACAUGGAUUCACCCUUCACCUGGAUUCACAUGGAUUCACCCUUCACCUGGAUUCACAUGGAUUCAACAUUCACCUGUUCCAACGGGAAGUAUUUCUUAGAUUUUCUUUCUCUAUUUUGGAGAACUACACAGGGCGGUUCGAAGCCUUUGUUUUCUCUGUGCGUUUUUCAUCAGACGGUAGCCAAAGACACCCAAACCCAAUCAUAGCUCUCAUACCUCUUUGCCGGACAAAGAUUAAGCCUAGUCUUAGACUAGAACGCCCUUUCAAUGGAGAAUCGUGAUUGUCAUUGAACGUGCUUUUUAGUCCAGGACUAGACUAGAUCUGUCUCUGGGAAACUGUUUCUAACUAAACCAAUGCUAAUAUGAUCAUUUGUCUGUUCAGGGCAGUGAAGAAGUAGUAUACCUGCUUCCUCAUGGUCUCAUUCAUCCUCAUCAAUAAGAAUACUCAAUGUAAAUAUUAAGAUGAAUGUUGAAUGCAUUUAUAAGGAGACAUGGUUUAUGUUUCUUUUAACUUUACUCACACCAUAUCAUGACCAUACAGUACUCUCUCUCCCACAGGGUACGGCUGCACUGACUGACUGUGAAAGGGAAUUCUCAGUGUGUCAGCGGAGCAGUCACUUCUUAAUGUGUGUUGACAAAUCAAACUUAAUCUAAUUGAAUGACCUUAGUAGGAAGUGUAAGAUGACAAAUAAUCAAUGGGGUGAAAUGUUUGCCUUCAAUCCGUUGACUGCGUGACUGAAGGGCAUGAUACUGCAUGAAACAAAGCCCUGAUAUGUUCUAUAAUGCAGCUAUGAAUUGAACGUCUAGGCUCUACUAUGUUUACUGACAGUGAAUACAUGUUAUACUCAUAGAUCGUAUAUAUAAUCAAACAUUAGCACAAACCAAACUAGAUCCCUGGAGGACUCAAAUUUUAUAUUUUCUCACAGGAGAAAUAAUGUUCUCAGGGAACUUACCAAAAAGUUUACUUUUCAUUUUGAGGGGAAUCAUCAUCAUAGAACUAAAAUGUGUUUUUGUUUUAAGCAAACCAUGUCAUAUUGAGUUAGUGUUCAACUCUAUAGACUUAAGUACUGAUCUUAGUAACUACCUCUGAGUUCUAGGUAUACAUACUGUUAUUAUGUCCAUGUUACAUUGUAAACAGACAUGUCCACACCUGUCUGAACCUGUGCGUUAUUGUAAGUGCAUACCACCAUCUAGUGGUAAGUUCUGGUAAUUUAUAUUCUGUUUACAUUAUGGUUUCUGUUUGUCUUAGCAUUCGUUGGUCACACCACUUAGACAAAGGACCAAACUGAAAUCCUACACACGGGCCUUAUUCACUGAGUGUACAAAACAUUAAGAACACCUUCCUAAUAUUGAGUUGCACCACCCCACCACCCUUUUGUCCUCAGAACAGCCUCAGUUCAUCGGGGCAUGGACUCUACAAGGUGUCGAAAGCGUUCCACAGGGAUGUUGGUCGAUGUUGACUCCAAUGUUUCCCACAGCUGUGUCAAGUUGGCUGGAUGUCCUUUGGGUGGUGUACCAUUCUUGAUAAACACGGGAAACUGUUGAGUGAGAAAAACCCAACAGCGUUGCAGUUCUUGACACAGAUGCACCUGGCACAUACUACCAUACUCCAUUCAAAGGCACUUCAAUCUUUUGUCUUGCCCAUUCACCCUCUGCAUGGCACACAUACACCAUUCAUGUCUCAUUUGUCUCAAGGCUUAAAAAUCCUCAUUUAAACUGUCUCCUUCCCUUCAUCUACACUGAUUGAAGUGGAGUUAACAAGUGACAUCAAUAAGGGAUCAUAGCUUUCAUCUGGAUUCACAUGGUCAGUCUGUCAUGGAAAGAGCAGGUGUUCCUAAUGUUUUGUACACUCAGUGUAAUUGUGAUUUGGUCACUAUCCUUCUAAGUUAUGAAUUUCUCCUUCGAUUCAAAUAACGAUGAUUAUGUAAGAAAUAUUUUGUACAGUCAGUGUAUAUAAAAUCACUGCUGGACAUAUGGAACUGUGGUUUCUGUUAAACUCAUCUGACAAAAAAAUGGAGCAUUUAGUCAUAUUUUUUGUUUAUUUGACCAUUUUAACACCACGGUGUGUGUUGUAUCCUCUCUGUUAUGUGUGAUCCUCAGAGAUUGAUGGAACUACUGACAUUGUUUUAACCUUGUAUGGAUCAUAUCAUCUAAUCGUGUGUAUUAAUGAUCAAUUCAUAACAGAUAAACAACAGUGAAUCGCUAUCUCAUGGUUAUGUAACAGGGUAGGGGUCCAUUUCAAUUCAGUCAUUUCAGGUUGGAAACUAAAAUUCCAAUUCCAUUUGGAAAGCAAUUAGGUCAAAUGGAAUUUAAAUUUCAGUUGAAAUCCUGAACUGCCUGAAUGGAAAUGGAAUUGACCCCAACUAUUCUGCAACAUUUCUGUAUUAGUUGAGACAGCCCUGUGGAUGCAGACUGAACCAACGCAUUUAUUUGGGAGAUAUAUGCCCCAAAUACAACCCAGAAAGCACUGUUGAGUAGCCCACAUAAAGGACAUAUUGUGAUGUGAUGGACUCACGUUUUUGUAAAAAAAAUAAAAGCUUGUGUAUGUAUGUAUUUUCAGUGUUGUGGUUGUAUAAAACAAUCAAGUGUUUGUCCAUAGCAGAAGAUUGUCUUAACAUCUCGAAAGAGCACUGAUAUCUGUUGUAUUGUUUUCAUUCAUUCAUUGUAUUCAACGUCUUUUUUUUGUUACAUCAAUCAUGGAUUGUCUGGAUAUUCAAAUGGUUUAUUUGACUGAAAUAAUAAAGCCUGUUGCUUACA